Messenger RNA from Gracilinanus agilis (Agile Gracile Mouse Opossum), 1607 nucleotides. It is a transcript of the gene GPALPP1, whose product is annotated as GPALPP motifs containing 1. Bases 107 to 1168 code for a protein of 353 amino acids. The transcript is spliced from 8 exons. Lineage: Eukaryota; Metazoa; Chordata; Mammalia; Didelphimorphia; Didelphidae. The record is from RefSeq and is a predicted model, not a curated record.
UAGUGUGUGUGUGUGUGUCUAUAUGUGUGUGUGUUGUGUGUCCUAUUGAUUGGGCGGAGAGGCUGGACUGCCCUCCCCAACCCCAAACCCCCAACCCUGGGCAGUGAUGGCCAGGGACCUAAUCGGCCCCGUGCUGCCCCCGGGCUUCAAAGCUCGAGCGACUGCGGAGGAAGAGCCAGACCUGAGUCCAGUUGCAGGACCAGCACUGCCCCCCAACUAUAAGAGCAGUAGUUCAGAUUCAUCAUCCAGUGAUGAAGACAGUGAUUCACCUUUGCCACAGCAAGGAGGAAAGGAAGAUUCUGAAGAGGAACGUGACACAGGCCCAACCCCAAGAAAACAGAGACGAAAUCAAGAUGAUGGUGAUGGUGAUGAUGAUGAAGAUGAUGACAAUGACGAUGAUGAUGGCGGCUUUUUUGGACCAGCUCUUCCUCCAGGAUUUAAAAAGCAGGAUGAUUCUCCACAGAGGCCAAUUAUAGGUCCUGCAUUACCACCUGGUUUUAAUAAUCGAGCACAGAAGACUGGAGAAAACAGAAAUGAUCCAGGACUACUCGGAACUGAGAGUAGUGAAGAUGAUGAGGACAUCGUUGGACCAAUGCCUGCAAAAGGACCAGUCGACUAUAGCGUAACUAAAGAAUUUGAACAGAGAGCUCAAAGAAUGAAAGAAAAGCUCACUAAAGGAGAUGAUGAUAGGUCCAGACCAGUUACAAGAGAGUCGUGGAUGACUGAGCUUCCUCCAGAACUGAAAGGUUUUGGACUUGGGCCAAGAACUUUCAAGAGAAGAGCUGAUGACAAAUCUGGCGAUCGAUCUGUUUGGACAGAUACUCCAGCUGACAGAGAAAGGAAAGCUAAAGAAGCCCAGGAAGCAAAGAAGCUAACGGGUAAGAGUGAUGAGGAACGUAUAUUAUCAGGAAGGGACAAGAGAUUGGCCGAACAGGUGUCUUCAUACAAUGACUCAAAAAGAUCAGAAUCUCUUAUGGACAUACAUCACAAAAAAUUAAAGAAUAAGACAGCAGAAGAUAAAAAUAAGCCCCAAGAGAGAAGGCCAUUUGACCGUGAUCAGGAUCUCAAAGUCAACCGGUUUGAUGAAGCACAGAAGAAAGCACUGAUUAAGAAAUCUAGAGAACUCAAUAGCCGGUUUUCACAUGGCAAAAGCAACAUGUUUUUAUGAUGUGAGUAUCCGACUCUUUAGAGUAAGGUGUAUUUUCUCAUGCUUCUGUAUUUUGAAGUUAUGUAUUCAGUUACUUGCUAUGUAAAUAUUCUUUUAUUUGUAUGCAAAAUGUAUUUUAUUUUAAGAGAGCCAUUAUGACAUACUGCCUUUCUGUAUAAAUAAAAAUCUUUGGUUUUAGAAACUCAGCCUUGAAGAGAAAAUGUAAUUUAAUGACAGCAUACUCUUGCAUUUCAAUUAACAGACAAAAAGAAAACACUGCUAUUAGAAAUGUUAAAGAAAAGUUAAAUAUAGUCAUAAGGGGCUAAGUUGACAUAAAACUAUAGAAGUUCUAGGUAAUACAGUUCAUUAAAGGUUAGAGAAAGGAAACUUGUCAGCAAUCUUUUUAGAAAUAUGCAUUUUCUUGCAUUUAAUUUAAACCAAAAACACUAUUAAAAAGUAG